CUCACAAACACCACCAGCAAGCAUGUCGAACCCGCAGAUAGCGUCGCAUUUGGCGCAACUCGAAAGCUCAUCGAAUCCUCAACAGCGUACAGAGGGCUACUCGGCGGCGCUCCAAAACAUCGUCUCCACCUUCUCCAGCAACGACCUAUCCGCCAACCUCAUUGCUUACGUUCAAAGCAUCCUCUCCGAUUCCAUCGGCGUCAUCUACUCCCGCCCCCUCCUCUCCAACUUCAUCGAGCAGUACCGCAGCUUGUCCGACAACAAUGUCAAGAUCGAAGCCGGCAAUGCCAUUGUGCAGCUUCUCGCCCCCAAGAUUGUCAGCUACGAACAGCAAGACACCGAUCUGAAGUUCAUCCUCGCCGAUGCCUACGAACUCGACGAAGACUUCACAAAUAGCGCCAAAACCCUCCAAACCAUCACUCUUGACUCUACGCAGCGAAGUGUGAGCGACGAUGACAAGGCAAAAGUGUGGAUGCGCAUCUGUCGCUGCUACCUGGAAGAGGAUGAUCCGACCAAUGCCCUCUCACACCUGAAUAAGAUCAAACAAGUCAUCUUCAGCGUCACCGACCAAGCCACACGUCUUCAAUUUCAGCUGAGCCAGGCGCGCAUUAGCGACUCCCAGCGUAACUUCCUUGACGCCUCCGCCUCCUACCUCGCCCUGUCCAACGAGCCGGUGAUUGACGAAGAAGAGCGCCUGCAAGCUCUCAGUGCCGCCAUCACCUGCGCAGUCCUCGCUCCAGCUGGGCCGCAACGCGCGCGACAGCUAGGAAAGCUGUACAAAGACGAGCGUGCCGUGGAAACAGCGGAGCACAGCAUACUGGAGAAGAUCUUCCUCGACCGCCUGCUCUCUCCCGCCGAAGUGGCCGCGUUCGCAGCAAACCUUAAAGAGCAUCAGCUAGCGAAAACAUCCGACGGAUCCACAGUUCUUGACAAAGCGGUGCUCGAGCACAAUCUUCUCGCCGUUUCGCGCCUGUACCAAAACAUCUCUACCGCCGCCCUGGGAACACUUCUCGGCGUUUCCGAAGAGCGGGCGGAAGCACAGUGCGCGGCCAUGAUCGAGUCAAAUCGACUGUCGGGCUCAAUCGACCAGAUUGAAGGAGCUGUGAACUUCUUCCAGGCCGGCGUUGCGAACAGUGCGGGCAGAAGAAGUGGGGAUUUGGGUGAUGCGGAGUUGAGGGCGUGGGAGGCGAAUGUGGCUGGACUGGCCGAGGAAGUGGAGAAGGUCACGACAAUGCUGCAGACGCAAGAGCCAGUGUGGUAUGAGAGAGUGGCGCGAGAGCUUGAGGCACAGGCAUAGACCCUGCAGUCAUGGGUAGUGGCAUAUGCACAUCCCUCAGCCUGAUCGCGGGCUCGAGUUAUUCUCGUACCUUGACCCUGCCAUGCCAUCCAGUGCAUGAAAGCACGAGCCUAAUGGAGCACUCUCACAACAGCGCGUUGCGCAGACAUCGCAGUUCCAUAGCCCCGCAAUGCUACAAUCGCAUCUUAUCUCAUCAAUCUGUCUCCAUCUAGCCGCGAUGCUGGGCGUUCGUCACUGCACGGAAGC
This is a messenger RNA of Neohortaea acidophila, 1543 nucleotides long. RefSeq names its product CSN4 COP9 signalosome complex subunit 4. The transcript has a single exon. Lineage: Eukaryota; Fungi; Ascomycota; Dothideomycetes; Mycosphaerellales; Teratosphaeriaceae. Gene Ontology annotation, cellular component: COP9 signalosome; cytosol. The record is from RefSeq and is a predicted model, not a curated record. Bases 23 to 1297 code for a protein of 424 amino acids.